Messenger RNA from Nannizzia gypsea CBS 118893, 483 nucleotides. Its product is annotated as NADH-ubiquinone oxidoreductase kDa subunit. The record is from RefSeq and is a predicted model, not a curated record. Gene Ontology annotation, biological process: mitochondrial electron transport, NADH to ubiquinone. The coding region runs from base 1 to 483 and encodes 160 amino acids. Lineage: Eukaryota; Fungi; Ascomycota; Eurotiomycetes; Onygenales; Arthrodermataceae. The transcript has 4 exons.
AUGUCCGGCGCACGAAGACCCCAGUUCAACCAAGAGUCCCUCACGGACAACACGCCUUUGCCAGACCACAUCCCCAAGGUGGAGGAGAUCGGAGCCACCUCGGCACCGUUGAUGAGUGCGUCAUAUUUCAUCGGAGACCGAUGCAGGGCGUUUAACGAUGAUUAUAUGAAGUGUAAGGCCGAGGCGGGCGGCCGGGGAGAGGUGGAGUGUUUGAGGGAAGGACGUAAAGUCACUCGUUGUGCUGCGAGCGUAAUAAAAGACAUCAACACCCACUGCAUGCAGCAGUUUAAGGCACACUGGGAGUGUCUGGAGCAGAACAACCAUCAGCUGUGGAACUGCCGAAAGAACGAGAACCAGCUUAACACGUGUGUUUUUGAAAAGCUUGGCCUGAAGAAAACCAUUCCCGAUACCCCAGCCGGCCAAGUCCCCGUGCACCUUCGCAAGAAACAGAUAUAUGCCAACUACCAAGGCGAGCAAUACUAG